UUUCGUCCCCAGCGAUCCCCGCUCAGAAGGAGAGAGGAAAAAUGCUGCCUUGUCGCUUGCGGCAGGUGUGCUCUCUGGUGCCACGCGCAUCAGCAUGCGUCGUCAGCGGAGAAAACUUCUUGGUGCGGCCUCUGGUGCAGCUGCAGCACCGUGCCUUGUCGACGAUGGAUUUCUCAUCGGACGUCCUCACGAUGGAGAACAAGGGCAACGCCGUGGCCAUGCUGAGGUGAGGAAGCGAAAGAAAGAAACAGCAGAGAUCUGUAGCAUACGACGUGAGCAUGAUGCCUUGUGUGUGCCCAGGCUGAAUCGCCCGAAGGCCCUGAAUGCCGUCAGCGACGAUGUCUGUAGAGAUCUCGUCAAGGCGUUGCAGAUGGUCGAUGCUGGUCAGCAAGAAACUUACGUGCUCACGACGCACAACUGGCUGAUGCUGCCGCCGCCGUCGUGUGUGUGCUUGGCGGUGAUGUGUUGUGUGAUGGGUACAGAUGACGCCUUUCGCGCCAUUGUGCUGACGGGCAGCGGCGAGAAGGCAUUUGCCGGUCAGACAGGCAGGAAGGGGCGCUCUGUACCCAUUCUAGGAUUCUCUCCUUGUGCUCCUGUGUGUCUGUCUGUGUGUGUGUGUGUGUUUCAUUCAGCGGGUGCUGACAUCAAGGAGAUGGACUCCCGCCCUGACUUCCCCACCGUCGCCCGAAUGGACAUGCUGCAGCACUGGAACGAAAUCAGCAAAAUACGGUCGGCCAUCUCUCUCUUUGUGUGCGGCGGGGCGGCAUCGCAUGUGUGACGGCCCUUGUUUGUUUCUUGUGCGUCGAUCGUCAGGAAGCCGGUGAUUGCAGCUGUGAAUGGCUUUGCGCUGGGUGGCGGGUGCGAGCUGGCCAUGAUGUGCGACAUCAUACUGGCCAGCGAUAAGGUCAGUCAGCUGGAACGACCAGCCCGCCGUCAUGACACACACUCAAAUGAAUGAAUGAGUAUCUGUCUUGUGCGCGUGGCGUCGGUCAGGCAAAGUUCGGUCAGCCGGAGAUCAAACUCGGAUGUAUACCAGGCAAUGGACAAGCCGACACACGCACACACACACACACACACACAGAGGGAGCAUCCUCAGUGCAGUGCAGAGCAGACCGCUUUCCGUGUGUGCACUGGACCCCCCGCAGGUAUGGGUGGCACACAGCGUCUGACUCGCGCAGUGGGCAAGAGCAAGGCGAUGGAGUGGAUACUCACGGGCAACUUCUUCACAGCUGAACAAGCCGAGAAGGCAGGUAAGGUGCGCAGGCAGACCGGCCAGCAAUGGCCAGCCGGCCCGUGUGAUGUGAUGGGUGGCAUGGGCUGUAGGUCUGGUGAGCCGUGUGGUGCCGGCCGACAAGCUCGAAGCUGAGGCGCUGCAGCUGGCCACCGACAUCGCCAAGAUGCCAUACCAUGCAAGUACGCAGCGGCGCACCUGCAAGCCUUCUGCCCUGUCUUAUCCCUCUCUCUCCCCCUCCCCCUCACCAUUUGUGUGUGUGUUUGUGUGUGUGUGUGCGUGUGAAUGCAGUUGUGAUGGCCAAGGAGUGCGUGAAUCGUGCGUACGAGUCGUCGCUGGCCGAGGGCCUGCUGUACGAGAGGCGGGCAUUCCACGCCACCUGGGCUACGGUGAGCAGACAGAUAUGGGCACUUGAUGGGCAGAUGACGGGGGGCACAGCACCGCUGACUGACGUAUGACCUGCUCUUCAUGUAAUAUGUUAUGCAGGCUGAUCGUUCUGAGGGCAUGAAGGCCUUUGUCGAGAAGCGGGAGCCGGAGUGGCAGCACAAAUGAAUGAUGAUCGUAUUUAUUGAUGACGUGACGCCCGCCGGAUGGAUAAAUGGAUCGGACUGAUGUGUGGCUGACUGGUUGCUAUGCUAGCGUGAUGGAGACUGACUGCAUGUCGUUCGUUUUAUCGUUCGUCGCUUUGUUUGUGCGUGUGGGUGGCCGGCUG
This is a messenger RNA of Vitrella brassicaformis, 1943 nucleotides long. Lineage: Eukaryota; Vitrellaceae. The record is from the annotation of a GenBank genome assembly.